CAAACUCCGCGCAGCAGGAGGACGUGAUCGCUACUGCCAACCUGAGCCGCAAAGCCAUCUCCGAUAUGCUGACUACCUGCAAGCAAGCUGCACACCAUCCUGAAGUGGGCGAGGACUUGAGAGGAAAAGCCUUACAGUAUGGCACUGAGUGCACCACCGAAUACAUCAACCUUCUAGAGCAAGUGCUGCAGGUGGUACAGAGACCCACGCCGGAGCAGAAGCAGCAGCUGGCCAUGCAUUCGAAGCAUGUGGCAGCCUGUGUGACGGAGCUCGUCCAGACAGCUGAGGCCAUGAAAGAUGGAGGAUCAGACUGCGUGGACCCCGAGGACCCCACCGUCAUCGCUGAGACCGAGCUCCUCGGAGCAGCAGCCUCCAUUGAAGCCGCUGCCAAGAAACUGGAGCAGCUCAAGCCCAGGGCCAAGCCCAAGCAGGCGGAUGAGACGCUGGAUUUUGAGGACCAGAUCUUAGAAGCAGCGAAGUCCAUCGCUGCAGCAACCAGUGCUCUUGUAAAAUCUGCAUCAGCAGCUCAGAGAGAACUGGUGGCACAAGGCAAGGUGGGAUCCAUUCUAGCUAAUGCGGUAGAUGACGGCCAGUGGUCACAGGGUCUCAUAUCAGCUGCUCGUAUGGUAGCAGCCGCCACCAGUAACCUGUGUGAGGCAGCUAAUGCUUCAGUGCAGGGCCACGCCAGCGAGGAGAAGCUAAUCUGUUCCGCCAAGCAAGUUGCAGCCUCCACGGCUCAGCUGCUGGUAGCUUGCAAGGUGAAGGCAGACCACAAUUCUGAAGCCAUGAAAAGAUUGCAGGCUGCUGGCAAUGCGGUAAAGCGGGCUUCAGACAACCUGGUCAAAGCAGCUCAAAAGGCAGCAUUUGACAAGACAGAGGAUGACAGCGUUGUGGUGAAGACCAAAUUCGUCGGAGGCAUUGCUCAGAUUAUCGCAGCCCAGGAGGAGAUGUUGAGGAAGGAGCGAGAGCUGGAGGAGGCUCGGAAGAAGCUGGCUCAGAUCCGACAGCAGCAAUACAAAUUCCUGCCCAGCGAACUGAGGGAGGACGAAGGCUGACUAAGCCUGCGGGCGAGGAGGCUGAUGUGCAGAUGACAGCCUCUCCUGAACAGGAGACGAUGCGGAUGUACCAUCGCCCGCUUUGCUCCGACGGCACUAAAGACUUUAUUCAGCACUUGAAACAGGCCUGUUUGUCGACAAGAACAAGUGCCUGUGCUUUGUAGUGUACUUGUUUGAGUGUAAGUGUGUGUGAUGUGUUUGUCAGUGAAUGGCUUCAACAUUCAGACUUUAAUAUAAGGAAAGUUGUUAUUGUGAGCAAACAGAGAGAAAUUGAUAGUUAUUUUCAGUGUGGGUAUUAGUGCAUCACGAGCAUUAACGACUGUUACCGGCAUGAAUCAAAGAUCUUACAAAGGCUAAAUCUCUGACUAAUAACAGAACGUUAUUUAACUGUUUAGAGAAUAUGAUGAAAUUGAUGUUUUGAAAACAAAGGUUUGUAGCUUACGUUUUAUAUGGAAAAUUCCUCUAAGGAUGAUCAAAAAGCAGUAAAGGCAAUGCCUGUUUUAACAGUGGGCUUGCAUGCACCAUACUCUUAACACAUAUCAAUAAAGCUACUAACCAAUACCAAUAGAGCAUUACAGUUCAAAAAGGCUCCUGUAUUAGAGUAAAACAUUUAGUCUAUGGAGAUUGGAGUUAAAACAAUAUAUUU
This is a messenger RNA of Fundulus heteroclitus (mummichog), 1701 nucleotides long. RefSeq names its product talin-2-like. The record is from RefSeq and is a predicted model, not a curated record. NCBI's taxonomy places the organism in Eukaryota, Metazoa, Chordata, Actinopteri, Cyprinodontiformes, Fundulidae. Gene Ontology annotation, biological process: cell-cell adhesion. Gene Ontology annotation, cellular component: focal adhesion; plasma membrane. The coding region runs from base 66 to 1055 and encodes 329 amino acids. Gene Ontology annotation, molecular function: integrin binding; actin binding. The transcript has 10 exons.